Messenger RNA from Medioppia subpectinata, 471 nucleotides. The record is from the annotation of a GenBank genome assembly. NCBI's taxonomy places the organism in Eukaryota, Metazoa, Arthropoda, Arachnida, Sarcoptiformes, Oppiidae.
AUGUCCAACACAUCUGUCCCUACCGUUGGCUACUAUAAGCUCCGGGCGUUGGCUCAACCCAUACGACUGCUCUUGAAGUAUGCGGGCGUGAAUUUUACCGACAUCUACUACGAUAAACCCGGAGCCGUUACCCGGGAAGCGUUUAAGGAGGACUGGUUUAAAGAAAAAUUCACCCUGGGCUUUGACUUUCCCAACGUACCAUAUUACAUUGACGGCUCUGUCAAAUUGACCCAAAGUAUGGCCAUUACGCGAUACCUGGCCCGCAAACACGGGCUGAUGGCCACCGACGAGACCGGACUCGUACGCCAGGAUAUGCUGGAGCAACAGUUGACAGACUUCCGGAUGGGAUUAAUGGUUGGCCUCGCGUUUAAACCAGACUUUGUAAACCUUAAAGACAAAUAUAUAGCCGAAACACUGCCCCAACAGUUGGACGCGUUGUCCCGCUUUUUGGGUACCCAUCAGUGGUUUACC